AUGGCUCCCAGCUUACAGGAGCUAAUCGACUUCCUGCUCAACGAGGUCGCGCUUUGCGGUAGCCAAGGUGCGACCUUGCCAGAAAUCCUCACAGCAAUCGAGGUUUUCUACCAAAAUGCAUCUCAAGACCCAAGUCAGCGAAGCCAGACUGUAGAUCGCCGGUUCAAAGCCAAGGUCUGGUCAUGGCUCAUGCGCCACCUAGAAGUGUCUGUGAAACCUGAUGAUGAAUGGCAUAGCCUCAGUCUGGAGGAUGCAGAGCAACAAAACCGCGAACUCGAAGAAAAAGCUCAUCAUCAUGAUCCUGAAGCCGAUGGAGAUCAUGAUGAAGCUUCGCCAAUGCCCUCGUCCAUUCGCGUCUUCGUUUCAAAAGAGAGAAUGUGGUACGCUCUCACUGGACAUGAGCCAGAUGAUGCCAAAGUCCCCGCCAGCGAAUUCAUGCUACUCUCCAUAAUUGCUUCCCGUAAGUCUGACGGCAUCGCCCAAACCGAUCUCGUGAGGCUCAGCGGGCAAGAUAAACGUUCCGUCCCUAAGCGAACAGACGCCCUAGCUCAGAAGGGCUACGUUGAGAAACGCCCGAUCCAAAUCAGAUCAGCUCGCACCAGUCUUGUUAUCUUUCGACGAUUCGUGAAACCGGCUACCGUUGAGGCAACAGUCGAAGGUACUUCCGCAGGCGCAUCUGAACGUCCCAUUAUCAACUUUGACGCGUUCACUGCCAAACUGUUCGAGAUCCUCAAAGAAUUCGGCAUCAUCUCGCGCAAUGAUCUCAAGAGACGUUUAGGGUUUGAUGAUCGUUGGCGCUGGCGAGUUUUGUCACGGGCGCUCCGCAAGUACGAAAGAAUUGGAGUCUUAAAGCGAGUGAGAGCCAAAUCGCAAUACGACAAGAUUCAUCCCUGCGUGAUGCUCAUCCGCGAGCCCACCGAAACCGACAUUGCGAAGUUUAAUGCUGUCAGCGGGGACUUGAACCAGACUGCAGAUGACCAAGCGGAUGUUGAUGACGAUAUUGAUGAUGCUGCAGGGGAUGAGACAGUCGGUGUGGAUGAGGGUGCUCUUGAAGUGUCAAAGGACAAGCCUGUUAUCGAAGCUGGACGGGCCGUGCCGUCAUGGACACCAGAUCGCCCCCUGGGAAACCAAGUAUUUGAUGUUGUGAACAAUUCUGGAACCGCCGGAAUCACCAAUAACGAAAUCAACCGCAUCUGCUUUGGUAAUAUUUACCGUCGACCUUCUGAAAGUGCGCUGCAUCGUCUUACCGAUUGCUGGCAACUGUCACAGCCACCCCACCUGCGGCACCUUGCCAUUGUCAGGGACACAGCCAUCGAGAGGACUACGUUCUUCUAUGUACACUAUUCGGCCAAUAAUUUUGCGAAGAUGGUGGAGAGUGGUGAAGCAUCAUGGGAGGCAGUGGAGUUUCCAGCACAAAAAGCCAAGGCGGCGAAGUGCGUGAUACCUGCGGUUGAUGCUGUCGCGAAGCGUGACAGAUAUGGCUUCCAUGAAUCGAGCGCUAGUAAAAAGCUGGUGAAGGACGGCAAUGCAAGCUUGUUUGAGGCUCUCGCCGUCUGUAAGCCGCCCACUUAUCUUCUGUCAAGCAGUGAUCCCAUGCCGGUGAGGCUUCCGGAUGGACAUUUCAUGGUUGAUAUGGGUAGAUCAGCUGUCGCUGGGAUUGUCAUACCUUCGCCGAUUAGCUCUCGCCCUCACGGAGGCCGUCCAAGGGGGCCGAAAGCCAAAGCUUUUCCGAGACGGUCGACUUUGUUCAAAGUGGAGAGGAUUUCUCCUGGGAUUCCUGAUCCCAAUGAUCCGGAUGGAAUGGAACUGGAUCAUGUUCCGCGAGAAAUUCCAGAUCACCUAACGUGGGAACAGCCAUCUCGCUGGCCAUCAAGGACCAGUAACAAGCGCGCGAACUUGGAGGGCCUCUCGGAAAAGGAACGUUUUGAAGUGCUAGGCAUGGACGAGACAUGGACAGAGUACAACGUACUUGUAAAUGAAUGCCCCAACCCUGGUGUCUAUGUUACGCCCCAAGGCAAGAGAAGACCAGCGGGGAGGAAACAAGGCCGUCCCGCCAGAAGUCGAAUCGCAGUUUUCAAAUCAGCAAAAUUGUCUGCUUUUUCCUGGUUCAAACGAGAACCCAGUGACAUGGGUCACACGGCUGUUGACGAAAAGGAUACCCCAGCCGAGGCCAGCACUCGCCAAAACGGUGUGCCUAUUUCGGUACCCACUGUACCCAGCUCUGAGGGUUUCACAGCUUUCCAACCGGUUCCCAACGUGCAGCCCACUCCGAGAUCUUCAAGCCGGCGCAAACGAGCUCAGGAUGACUUGGAUUACACCGAGUCGCCACUCACUGCCCGUCAAGCACAGCAGCGCAGUACGAGACGACCCCGGAAACAACCUCGUCUUGAAGAGCUUCAAGAUGUGGCCAACGAGGCUGGCGCAUCGGCCCCAGAAAAUGCAGCUCCAGGCGAGAGUGCUCAGAUUUCCGAGGAAGUUGAGUCAACCCCGGCUGUAACGACUUCUAGAACACACCCACUGAGUGAAGACGAGGCUGGAGCGGUCACGCCUAAACGACGACGUAUCGGCUCUCUGGAUCAGACUGCGGCGUCGGAAGGUACCCAAACAGCAAGUCCAGAGGUCAUUAAAAGCCCUGCGAAGAGAGCCUCAGCUCCAACGCCUAAAGGACCUGUGCCUUUCUCGAGGAGUUGGCUCUCCAAGGCGGUUAGUCCGUCUUCCAGAAGCACGCCAGGUCAGACACCCAGGUUAAACCAUGGUUUGACAGACCGAGGUGGCUCCGUUAGUAUUCUUCGCAGAAAUAUCAUUAUGGAGAUCGUGGAAAAAGCUGGCGGCGCAUAUCCUUCUACUCCCGAAAUCUGGUUUCCAUUUGCAACCAUGUGGCUCAAGCGCAAGCAGAAAGAGCGACCGGAUAAUCGCACAGUCAAGGGUGCGAUCAGAAACCUGGUAGAGGCUGGCAAACUUCGACAAUUGACAUUCUGCGGCAAAGGCCCGAAAGGCGCGAUGGUUACCAAGACCAUUUUGGCCAAGCCUGAAAUGUCGCCAGAUGACCCCUUGAUCAAGGACAUGCAGCACAAGCUUUUAGCUGCAACUGAUCAGCGCCUUUCCUACUCGCCAAACAUUGAACUAGAUCCUGAGCUCGUCAGACACAGUGGCCAAACGGGAAUCCCGAAACUUGUGCUCCCCGUCGUUUCAGGCGCCACGGUUCAGUUGCAACAGAAACCUGCCACCGUCCUCGCAGAGGAGCAAAGAACUGAACGCCGGGUCCAAAAAGAAUUGUUGAAGAAAUUGGAAGACGAGCUUGGUAUCAGCGAUUCAUCUGCUCCCGGCUCCAAGCGACUCAUGAAGAUUGGUCGUCGUCAAGCUCGACAACUCGGACAAGACUUCUUGGCAGGUGCCUCUCACACUUGGAUUACCCAACCAGGUGUUGGCAUGCCCGGUAGAGGGAUCAGGGGUGACGCUUUACGAUUCUUCAAAACAAUGUCUGUCAUCGGACGUCAUGCCAUGCUGAUGCACCCGGAACAUGUCUUCCACUCAAGCUCUGGCACGUUUGGUACAUUAGGGGCCGCGCAAAGACGCACAUUUAACAGGCAUGUUAGCGGCGACGUGGCGAGCUCUGUUCGUGAGCUUGCUGAGCUGGCCUCUGCCCCCAAUGUUACCCUGACUGGUCGAGUUAAGACCUUCCACUCGAGGGCUGAGAGGAUUCUCAGGUGGGAGCUUGAACACGAGGAGAUUUUCGACGAAGCUCAUGAUGGCAGGGGCACUUACAUUGAACAAACCGUUAGUGACGAGUUUGAGCAUGUGCCUAUUGAGGGAGAGAUUCGGUUCGAUAUUGACCAGCCAAUUGCUCGUGUCGAUCAACAGGGAAGUGCGAUGGUCACUCGGAGCGCAGGGUCUUUACGCGAGAUUCGGCCUCGGCCUCCCGGGCAGGCGCAUUAUAUUCCAUCGGGAUAUCAACCUUUCCACAAAAUUGACACUGCCCCUGCACGCCGUCGUAUUGAUGGAGUUGAUACGUCGAUUCCUGGUCGGUAUGGAGUACAGCCAGAUGAUGUCAGAAUCAUACGUCCAAGGCGCCGGGCAGCUCUUCCCCCGCUUGACCAAACUCUGUACCGGAAGAUCAUGGUUGCCAUUGUCGCCGUCAGAGUACUGGCAGGCGGCUCAGAGGCAAGAAGCGUCGACUGGGAUCUUAUAUACGCUGCAUUCCCCAAACAUGACCCUAAUCUUAUUCUGGAACAAGCAAAGUACAUCCUGAACAAGAGUCGGCUACAGAUUGCUGGCAUGCAGCGUGACUUCCAAGAGCAGUAUCUUGAAGCAUACGCCAAGCGAAAGGUUCCAGCCAUUGACUACAAUAACCUGGACAAAUACAAUUGGCCUGCUGUCGUCGAAUGGGCCAAUAUUGAACUUGAGUUCUCCACUUCUGAAAAGGCUCCGCUUCUCCCUGCGACUCGGGAGGAGUUUGAUAGCAUUUUCGAGCUUCGGCCCGAGGCUGCGCCAACGGCCGAUGAGCUUUACACCGUUACUUCGGGCAUUACCGUUGACUUCAAGCGUGGCUUGAUGACUCACGUCCCAUUUGCGGUGCAGGUUGACACCAAGGAAAACCGUGCCAUCAAAGGACCCCGCAAGAACGAGCUCGCUCGACUUGACGUCGUCAAAACGUGGGUACGUGCCAAUGUCGCCGCGUCCGAAUCGACAUAUGAUCCGCCUAGAGCUGAGGAAGCUCUCAGACCAUUCGGUACCCAGCUUAUCAACUCGGCUGUGCAAUCUCUUCUCACCGAUCGAGUCAUUAGCAUGGGCAACAAGGGUCGUGUUGUACCGGGCCGCAAUUACGAUCUCACAGAGCAUCUCCUAACGGCACUGAGCCGCAAGCGCCACAUUGACUGCCCUAUCCUGAAGCGUGCAGCAUACUUCAAGACGGCGAUUCUUGACCCCCAGCUGGAAAGCAUGGGAUCCUUUGAUGUGCAUUACCACGCCGAAGAUGGAGACAUUCUUGCUCUGAUCAACCUUUUCAACUACGGCCAGCUCACUCUCCAUCCCCGUGGUCAGCCACGCGCCCGAUGGGGUUUGUUAGAUGACGGCGGAUAUCUCACUAGGCAAAUGGACAAGGAUCGCGUACGCUUUGCUGUUGAAGUCCGCCCAUCAAAUUCAUAUACCUACGGCAACCCUGUCCAGGCGCGAGUGGAUACUAUCUCUGCUCCACUGCCACCACCCUCCAAUGACCCCAAUCUUCCGCCCAAAUUGCCCCUCUGGUUCGAUAUCCACGGGUACUUGAUUCCACAGCUAUGGGAGAUGGCCAUUGCCUCAGUUCUGGGCUGCGUUUCUAUGCGGCAGGGUCUUAGCCCGGAACGCAUCUCGGGCAUGAUUAAGCCGGCGAUGGGCGCUUGGGAGAUUGAGUUGCUCUUGAACUGGUUGAAGGACGUCGGAGUGGUGGACCGGCAGAGUCACGGUGAGAAGGAAGGAUGGAUGGUUCGCCACUGGUGGUGGAUGGUUCUCACAGAGAAGGAUUCUGGCGCGGCGAUGCCAGUGACUGAGGCAGUUUCAGAGCCCGUGGCAGAGCCAGUUACGCAUGUUGAAGAGUCCACUGCUUCCGCCUGA
Messenger RNA from Penicillium daleae, 5589 nucleotides. RefSeq lists its product as uncharacterized. The transcript is spliced from 4 exons. Bases 1 to 5589 code for a protein of 1862 amino acids. Gene Ontology annotation, cellular component: transcription factor TFIIIC complex. Gene Ontology annotation, molecular function: DNA binding. The record is from RefSeq and is a predicted model, not a curated record. Gene Ontology annotation, biological process: transcription initiation at RNA polymerase III promoter; 5S class rRNA transcription by RNA polymerase III. Lineage: Eukaryota; Fungi; Ascomycota; Eurotiomycetes; Eurotiales; Aspergillaceae.